UUUGAUAUUGACCACCCUCCUGUAGAAGCAUUGGGUACUGAUUUCAGUUCCACAUUUAUUCACUUGCAAAUAGAACAUCAGCCAAUCUAGUCAGUAAGACAAACAACUCAGAAAUUACCCCAGAAUAAAUUAUGUACUAAGCAAGUCCAUGGUGUGACACUGGAAAAGAGACCUGGCAACUAUUUUUUCUGGCGAGCUGAAGAUGUUUGCAAAACAUGCAACGAUGGGCUGUUUUACUCCCAAAUAUCCUCAACUAGACCAGCAAGUGAAGUGGUUUUCAGGUAGUAUUACAUUUGUAAUCAGAAAUUUGGAGAGUAUAUUUUGCACAGUUAAGUGAGGUCGUUUUUCAGUGUGUGGGAAGCAAAGACUCUGAUUGGUCAGAAAUGCAUUGUUGUCACAAUGAUUUUGUAACAUGCCACAAAAAUGGCACUGCAAUUACACAAUUUACGGUUAUCUCACAUUGACAUUAAGAUUGCUAUUUCAUUUUUAACAGUUACUACUGUGAGUGGAUUGAUGUUUCAGCUUAAAGCCAAAGAACUCUCAGAUGAUCCUUCCUUUAAAGCCUUCUAUGGAUGGUACGAGAAAUGGAAGCGCCACCACUUGGUCAGCAUGCAAACAAAAACAAUUCCUGGCACAAUGAUUGCCUGCGGAUGA
Porites evermanni is the source of this 654-nucleotide messenger RNA. The record is from the annotation of a GenBank genome assembly. Lineage: Eukaryota; Metazoa; Cnidaria; Anthozoa; Scleractinia; Poritidae.